Electrophorus electricus (electric eel) is the source of this 3611-nucleotide messenger RNA. The record is from RefSeq and is a predicted model, not a curated record. NCBI's taxonomy places the organism in Eukaryota, Metazoa, Chordata, Actinopteri, Gymnotiformes, Gymnotidae.
GAGAGCGAGAGAGAGAGAAAGAAAGCGAGUGAGCGAGAGAGGGGGAAAUACAAAAAAAAAGGAACAAGAGACAUCCUGAAGAGAGCUUUUCCCCCAAACCCAAACUGACUGGAUCUGGAUUUUGUGCAUGUGUGUGUCCGCUAGUGUGGGUCUUUUUUUUUUUUUUUCCCCUCUCUCAUGACUGUGCUCUGCUUUGCUGGCAUGGUGUGAAGAAGCAUGCAUGUGCUCCGAUGACUCCACCACAGGGACAGCUUCUCAGACCACCAGUUUACCCCUUGGUCACCUUCAAAACACGUCAAUGAGGACAAGCACCUGCCUCCCACCAGGAACAUGAAGGGCUUAUCCAGCAGCCGCACCCAUCACCAGAUCCCCUUGCCUCACCCGUGCGGCCUGGUGGAGUGUGAACACCCGCAUGACCUGCAUGGCAUGCACAUGACCGACCCCCGCCACACCUACCUGCUCAGCCCCACAGAGAGCUGUGCCAUGGACUACCGCCACCGCUACUCGCCACGCAGCUCCAUCCAUUCCGACUGCAUGAUGAUGCCCCCUGGGGUACUGCCCCCUGUUGGACCUGCUGACCACGUCUCCAGCAGCACCUUUCCCAGAAUGCACUACAGCUCCCAGUAUUACGACUCAGCCACACGAGAUGACUGUGCCACCAUCACCACCUCCGCCACUUCAGCUGCCGCCGUCGCCGCCGCCGCCUCCUCGGCUUCCCACCACGCUGGCAGCAAGAGUAACCGCAUCCCUGCCAACCUCCUGGACCAGUUUGAGAAACAGCUGCCUCUGCACCGUGAUGGCUUCCAUACGCUGCAGUACCAGCGCGCAUCAGCGGUGGCCGCCAGCGAGCACAGAAGUGAAAGCCCUGGUCGGAUCCGGAACCUGGUGCACUCUGUGCAGAGGCUCUUUACCAAAUCGCAUUCGCUUGAGGGCUCGUCUAAGAUGAAUGGCACCAAGGGUGAUAGCGGCGGUCAGCAGCACCACUACCACGGCGGGCACCAUUCCUCCAAGCAUGGCAGCAGACGCAGCAAGAGCAAGGAACGCAAGCACCGCUCGGGUGGCUGGUGGAGCUCCGAUGACAACCUGGACAGUGACAGCACCCACCGCACGGCCAGCGUCUUGGGCCGGCAUCAUGCGGAGCAUUUGGGACACUGCUUCCCCGAUGUGGCGCAUGCACACUUCGGCGAGCUCUCGCUCAAAACCUCCAAGAGCAACAAUGACGUUAAGUGUUUAGCCUGCGAGAGUCUGGCCAUGGCACCCGAUGGAAAGUUCAUGAAGAGAAGCUCAUGGUCGACACUCACCGUCAGUCAGGCCAAAGAGGCAUACCGCAAGUCCUCUCUUAACCUGGACAAGUCCACAAUGCAUCAGGAUUUGAAACCAUCGCUACGCACCAGUCAUUAUCUUCAGGUUCCUCAGGACGAGUGGGGGGGAUACCCGGGCGGGGACAGGGACGAGGAGAUACCAUGCCGCAGGAUGCGUAGCAGCAGCUAUGUGAAAGCCAUGGCAGACGAGGAGAGUGGCGACUCCGACACCAGCCCCAAAACAUCACCUCACAAGACCAUCCGGCCUGACGCCCUUGUCCUCAAGUCCAUCAUGCAAAGACCUCAUAUAGACAGCCAAAGCCAAGGCUACCACUUGCAAACGGCGAGAGAUAUGCGUCCACACCCCAGUGUGUCCCUGGACCCAGCGGCCACCUACAACCCUCCCCAGUUCCGCUCCCGCAACCAGAGCUACAUGCGUGCAGUCAGCACCCUCAGUCAGGCAAGCUGCUUGAGCCAGGUGAGUGAGACUGAGGUCAAUGGCCAGUUUGAGUCAGUUUGCGAGUCCGUUUUUAGCGAAGUAGAAUCCCAGGCCAUGGAGGCCUUGGACCUGCCUGGCACUUUCCGCACUCGAAGCCACAGUUACCUGCGUGCAAUUCAGGCUGGGUAUUCCCAAGAUGAUGACUGCUUGCCUUCAAUGACAUCCUCCACUGUCACUUCAACUCUCAGAUCCACAACAGAAACGGCAGUGACAUACACCCCUGGCUACAAGAAGACACCCCCUCCAGUACCACCCCGCAGCACCACCAAGCCACUGAUCUCUGUGACGGCACAGAGCAGCACUGAGUCUACGCAGGACGCCUACCACGAGGGCCGUCUGCCCCGUGGUGGCCUCUGGACCACUGACAGCCUGGGACGGGCCAUCUAUGACUCCACUGACAGUUUGGACAGUGCUAAGGCAGUGACGCUGGCCAUGGAGGGAAGGCGGCUGGCGACAGCGGGCAGCCACACAUCUGUGCAGACCUGCGACAAGGCCAUACUUGUGUCCAAAGCGGAGGAAUACCUCAAGAGCCCACGCUCCUCCAUUGGAAUACAGGUGGAAGCAGCCACAGACUCUGAGAUGGAGAGCAAAGGCCUGCCGCAGUACCACUCAGUGGGGGUCCAAGUGGAGGACGAGAAGAGGCAUGGCCGCUUCAGGCGCUCCAACAGUGUGACCACAGCAGUGCAGGCGGACAUGGAACUGGAGGGCUUCCCCUCAAUGGAGGACAAAGGCCUGCAGUUCGGUGGCUUCCAGCGGCACUCUGAGCCCAGCACGCCCACACAGUACAGUGCCGUGCGCACCGUGCGCACGCAAGGUCUCUUCAGCUACCGGGAGGAGCACAGGCCACCAAGCGGGCCGCCCAGCCCGCAGCCCGAGCCCUGGCUGGCCGAGCCAUCGCUAGAAGUGGGCGAAGGAGGUCGCGCAUCGCCCAUGCGCAGAGAUGGAGCCUGGUACAUGCAGCUGCUCCAUAAUGAGAGUAAGCGCAUGGAGGGCUGGUGCAAGGAGAUGGAGCGGGAGGCAGAGGAGCAUGACCUGUCCGAAGAGAUUUUGGGUAAGAUCCGAAGUGCUGUGGGCAGCGCACAACUUCUCAUGUCUCAGAAAUUCCAGCAGUUUUACUGGCUAUGUCAGCAAAAUCUGGACCCCAGUGCCAUGCCCAGACCCACGUCACAGGACUUGGCUGGGUUCUGGGACCUCCUGCAGCUCUCCAUCGAUGACGUCACUGCCAAGUUUGACGAGCUGCAGCAGAUCAAGAGUAAUGAUUGGAGGCCUGUGGAGCAACCCGAGGAGCAGGAGGAGAGGAAGUGGCCUCCUCCCAUCCCAAAGAGGCCCCCAAAAGGCCGGGGGGCAUUAAUGCGGGAACGCUCUUUGGAUCUGCAGGACCGGCAGAGGCAAGAGGCUCGCCGAAGGCUCAUGGCCGCCAAACGAGCUGCAUCGUUCCGGCAGAGCUCUGCUACAGAGCGGGCGGACAGUAUAGAGAUCUACAUCCCAGAAGCCCAGACCCGCCUAUGAAACCCAACUCGCUCAUCCUGCUACUUCAUCCCGUCAGCAUGUGUGUGGGGCUACUAGAGACCUCACUCACCACAGUCUCGCCGUCAGUUUUGCUAGUCAUAUUUACAUCCCUCUGCACAUACACAUGAGUGCCGUCCCAUCACUGCCACCUCUGUGGUGGCGUCAAAGGUAGCCCCUCAUUAUUCUGGGUGAGAUUUGGUUGUCCACUAAAACCAACGAAAACAAACAAACAAAACAACACUAUUGGAAACAGGAUGUGGACUGUGUAUGACAUGACUAGAUGCCAGUAGAGAUCAGCUUGC